ACCAAACCAAACUAACUGACUUGACUCCACCCUACGCUACAACUUAUUUUAAUUGCAUUGUAUGACUGUAUGUUAACAUAAUACAUUAUACACUAUUAAUUUAUUUAAUUAAACAAAGUUUAAAUUUCAUUUCGUUAAUUGUGGAACAUAACAAGUUGGUUAUACAUUUUUCGAGUUCAUAUAAUUAUUUUUAAAUUAUUGUGUGUUGUUCGUGUAACUUCAAAGAUAAAGCUUAACGAUUUAUUUAAGUGCAUUGUUUAUUGUUUUACAGAAGAGUCGAAUUAAACAUUGUAAGAAAUUGUCUAAGGACUAAACCGAGCAAAAAUGAAGAAACGAAGCUUAGCUGGUAAUUGUGGGAUAGUCGUUUUUGUAAUUGCCCUUGUGACUGUGGCAUUGGCAUUCGGCACGCCUAAUUGGCUCGUUAGUGACAACAGGAUACGAGGAGCUAAAAUGGACAGGUUGGGAUUAUGGAGUCACUGCUUCAGGUCUCUACCGGAUCCUUUAGAUGUUAAUCAGAGACGGUUUUUUGUCGGUUGUCGUUGGGUUUACGAUCCAUUCACAACUGGCUAUGACAAGAUUCGUGGAUACCUAUUACCAGGAUUUAUGGUAGCGACCCAGUUCUUUUUCACGCUGUGUCUUAUCGGAGUCUUGAUAUCGACGAUAUUAGUCAUAUUCUUUUUCCUAUGUAGCGGUCCAAAUCAACGCAGAUAUGUAUUAUUAAUUAAAGGUAUAGGAUAUAUAAUGUUAGGGGCAGCAAUAAGCGGUGCUAUAGCAGUUAUAGUUUUUGCGUCACUUGGAAACACUGAUGGAUGGAUGCCCGAUCAUUCUAAUAAUUAUUUAGGGUGGUCAUUCGGCCUUGGUGUUGUGGGUGUUGUAGCCUGUCUCGUCACUGCAGCCUUAUUUUUGACGGAAGCGAAUAUACAAUUGAAAAAACGCAAUCGUUUUAAAGAGUCUCAAGCACGUUUCGAGUUGGAAAACGAGUCGAAGGCGUAACGACUAUCACAGAUUAUAUUUCUAAUAUGAGACUAUAUAAUACAAAUAUGUAUAAAAAUAAGUCAGAAGACAGUUAAGGUAUCCUGAUUUUUUGUCUUUUAUAUUUCGAAUAUAUUUUUUAAAGUAAAUAAUUAAUACUUCAUAAGCCUUCUAAUUUAAUUCUGUGUCUAAAUGGGUAAAUUAUAACUGUCAGUUUUUUUUUUCAUUCAAAUUGAGUUGAAAAUAACUAUUAAAACAAAGUGUCCUUAAUAAAUAUUUAGGUAUCAUUUUGUCAAUAUUAGAACCAGUCUCGCAAGUGUUCUUAUGCACCUACUUAAGAAUUUCACCCUGUUUUAAUAAAAUAAAGGUAUACUUUAUUGUAUAGAUUUAUCAACACAUUAAUUAGGUUAAUUCUUACUUAGAAGUUGAUAAGUUGUUAUGAAUUGUAAAUUUUUAUUUACUUUAAAAAUAGUAACUAUUAAGCUUUUAUAAAUUAAACAAAAAUGAGGUUUUAUUCUUUAUAAAUGGCUAAUAUGAAAAUAUAUAUACAGAUGAACUAUAUUAUAAAAAAAAAUACAAUUGCUCCAAAUUGAUUUUUAAUCAAUUUUUGCUGCAAUACUCUAAAAACAUUGCCGUAUAAUAACUUAGUUAACACAUUUUUUUAUUCUUUUCUUGAUUAAUAAUUAGUAAACUUUAUCGUUCGUUUAUAUUCAUUCGAUUUAUAAUUUCUUCGCACUGGUUUAAAUGUUCUCCAGUUGCCGUGAUCAUAAAACUCCGUCCAUCUUUUACUGUACAUUAUUCUAUUUUUACAAAAUAACUAAGUAUUUACAUCUUUUAUAUAAAGGUUUAAGGUAAUUUGGUGUCACAGUGAAAUUAUAAACUUUAAACUAAGGAUAUAUUUUAAAUGUUAAUGAUUAAAAAACAUCUGUGUGACCAAGCGAAAGUAUUUGUAUAUGAGACAUAUACGAAUGAGUGACUUUUGAAUGCUUGUUUAUAGCUUUCGCUUAGGCGUAUUAAAUUCUUUUUUAUGUAAUCUUAAUUUUAUUGUAUAUGAACCUCAUAAAAGUAUAUGGUAUUCCAUUGGAUAUUUACUUGUCGUUUUAAUCACUUUAAUUAAUGUAGCUUUAAAUAAUAUAAGCUUUGUAAUGAUUGCAGAUAUUAUUAUAAGGAUUGCCAACAUUUUGUGAAAGUAUUAUUAAGUAUUCUUUUUUAUACACUUCAUUGUCCGUUUUAAUGAUUUUUCUGUACAAUUGUAUAAUCUUAAGUUAUAGAAUAAGGCACAAUAAAAUAAACGUCCAAUUAUCUUGUUAGUUCAAAACGAUUCCGUCCACAAGUUCUACAGAUCUGAAUUGAAUAUGAUCUUUUUUUACAUGUAUCAUUUAUAUGAAUUUUAUAUUAAAUUUUAGAUUUUA
Nymphalis io (European peacock) is the source of this 2384-nucleotide messenger RNA. RefSeq lists its product as uncharacterized. Gene Ontology annotation, cellular component: septate junction; membrane. Bases 325 to 993 code for a protein of 222 amino acids. The record is from RefSeq and is a predicted model, not a curated record. NCBI's taxonomy places the organism in Eukaryota, Metazoa, Arthropoda, Insecta, Lepidoptera, Nymphalidae. Gene Ontology annotation, biological process: septate junction assembly; regulation of tube size, open tracheal system. The transcript has 6 exons.